This is a messenger RNA of Aspergillus mulundensis, 669 nucleotides long. Its product is annotated as SUR7/PalI family protein. Bases 1 to 669 code for a protein of 222 amino acids. The record is from RefSeq and is a predicted model, not a curated record. The transcript is spliced from 3 exons. Gene Ontology annotation, biological process: septin cytoskeleton organization; endocytosis; fungal-type cell wall organization. Gene Ontology annotation, cellular component: cell cortex; membrane raft; plasma membrane. Lineage: Eukaryota; Fungi; Ascomycota; Eurotiomycetes; Eurotiales; Aspergillaceae.
AUGUGGCUCGUUUUUCUAGCCGGUGUCAAGAACAGCAACCCACUCAACAACAUCUACUUCCUUCAGGUAGAUACGAGCAAUAUUCCCGGCGCACCGGCCCAGUCACGAUGGACCUGGUGGAAUAUCUGCGCCGUAGAAAACGGCAGAAGCCAAUGUGGAAGCUCGCACCCUGACUACCCAUUCGACCCCCCAAGCGACCGCAACUUCGCUACUGAUGUUAACAUCCCACCCGCCUUCAUCGGCACCAACCACUACUUCCUGACUUCCCGGUUCUCGUGGCCGUUCGAGAUCAUCGCGUUGUUCUUCGGUGUCCUCUCUCUGUUCACCGGCUUGCUGGCCCUAUGCACCCGCAUUGGAAGCUACAUCUCAGCCUUCAUGGCGUGGCUCGCUCUGAUCUUCCAGAUCAUCGUCAGCUGUCUAAUUACUGCCGUCUUCGUCCAGGGUCGCAACAAGUUUAACGACAACAACCAGAACGCCGACCUCGGGGUCAAGGCCUUCGCAUUCCUGUGGACUUCGGUCGCUUGCUGGUUUCUCGCGUGUCUCAUGUACUGCAUGGGCGGCUCAGUCGGCCGAAAGGACCGCGGAUACAGUGGCCGCAAGCAGCGCCGCCGCGGUUUCUUCUCCGCACGACAUGCCAGCCAGGAGCGCAACAAGGAGGUCGCUCCCUAA